Camarhynchus parvulus is the source of this 1282-nucleotide messenger RNA. RefSeq names its product RPA interacting protein (gene RPAIN). The transcript has 7 exons. Bases 28 to 693 code for a protein of 221 amino acids. NCBI's taxonomy places the organism in Eukaryota, Metazoa, Chordata, Aves, Passeriformes, Thraupidae. The record is from RefSeq and is a predicted model, not a curated record. Gene Ontology annotation, cellular component: nucleus; PML body. Gene Ontology annotation, biological process: protein import into nucleus.
GGCCCGGCGCGCUGCGGGCUCGGCGCGAUGGCGGCGCCGGUGCAGGGGCACCGAGCGCGGUACAAGAGCCCGGGCGGGCCGCCCUGGAGGGAGACGUACCGCAGGCGCUGCAUGGAGCGGCUGAGGAGCAGCCGGGCCAAGCUGCUGGAUCGCUACCGCCAGGCCGGGGACGGGGCGAGCGGGGCGGCCCCGGGCGCGCUGCUGGUGCAGGAGGUGAUGGAGCAGGAGUGGCAGGAGCUGCGGAACAGGCUGCCCGGCCUCGGCGGAGAGCAGCCCAUGGAGCAGGUGCUGGAGGACCCUGAUGAGCUGGCAGUGCUGGAAGAGAUCCAACAAGAACUGAUCUUGCAAGAGCAGUUGGUCUUCGAGGAGUACGAGCGGAGCCUGCGCUUCGAUGAGGAAUGUCUCAACGCCAUGCUGGACGGCCUGGAUGCCUCUGACAGGGUCAUCUGCCCUGUAUGUAGGAAGAAUAACCUGACUGUGAAGGCUCACUUGGUUUGUUGCCAGUGUGGACUGUACAUCAGCACACAGGAUAUGACAGAAGGGAAGCUUCGGUCCCUGCUGGAAAGCACCUUGACAGAGCACAGCCAGAGGUGCUUGCACAGCCCCGAGUUCACAGUCACCAGUGGCAUGGAGGAGGAAGCCAGCCUGCUGAUGAGCUGCUCAGUCUGUGACUCCUGGAUGAUUCUCCUCUAAGGUGAUUCAGCUGCUGCUUUACUUCUGGAAAACUUCAAUACUAAACUUCACCCAGAGCUGCUAGGACUCUUUUGUACAUAUUUCUAACUGCUGUGUCAAAAAGACACUCCAAAAGGCACAGUAUUGCCUUGACCUGCACUUUUAACCACACAGAACAUGUUUUGAAAUAAAUAUAUUUAGUUUAUUUUGGCCUUGAUGUUGUCUUUAAUACUACAUCAGUGAUCUCACAGCUCAUGUUGGACUUCAGCUUUGAGUUUGAAUGAACCUUAAAUAAAUUAACUAACUAACUCAAAACCUUUAAACAGCAAUUGCAGGCACUGAUUUAAGUAGAAGUGCUCAACCAUCACUGCCACAACUACUGUGAGCAGCUCUGGCACAGAGAAACUCUGCCAUGACUUUCAUGGCAGCUCUGGUACAGCAAGAAGAAGAGAAACCACCCUUUUCAGUGAUAUGUUGAACAGUUUUUAUUCUUCACAUUCACUCUUAAUUGUACAAAAAGCCCCAUGCAGGGCGAGGCAACUCCGGCCUGUAGCACUGGAGAACUUGAUUGGGGCUGCACCAUCACUACAACUCCCCAAAUCCAAGUGAG